GGCACAUGUCCCUUACACAGCACACCAUUGCAUUGCACUCCUCACAUUGCAGAGCUGUGAAUUCUGCUAACUAGGGUUGAAAGUCCAUUCUCCCAUCCCAGAGUUGAAUCUCUGCAGUGCUCUGUCUGCCUGGUGCUCAUCAUGAAAUGCUCACAAGUCGUCUUGCUCCUGCUGGCCCUGUGUAGCUUCGCUACUGCGGCCUCCUCUUCCAGGUGUGAAGUCAAUGAAAGCAGCCUUUGCAACUUCAUAUGUGAUUGCUGGGAUUGUUCUGAUGAGCGGAACUGUGGUUACCAUCGAGAUUCGCCAGUAUGGGGCAUUCCAUUCAGCUGUGAUUUCGAGAAUGACGACUGUGGCUGGAAGGACAUCAGCACGUCUAGCUACCGAUGGGUGAGAGACAGACGAAGUUCCUCCAUGUGGGGCUCCAGACAUCACGGUGAUCAUACACUGCGACAAAGAUGGGGCUGGUUCAUGGCAGCUGAAGGUUUCAGCGGAAAACAUGCAGCAUCAGCACGCCUCCAAUCCCCUGUUCUGAGAGAGGCAGCUUCCACAUGUGAGAUCCACAUUCACUACCACAUGUCGUCUGCAGGUUCUGAGGUGAAUGGAAGCCUCUCUAUGCAGCUGAUAGACCGCACUCAGGCCUUCACCUUAUGGAAUAGCUCGCGGAGCAGUGUGUUGUCCUGGAGACGAGCAGUUUUCUACACUGGCAGGAUCUCUGGGGACUUCCAGAUUAUUGUCACAGCCUCACAUGACCCUCUCAGCUGGGUGGACAUUGCUGUGGAUGAUAUUGAAUUUCAUCAUUGUGCUCUUCCAGGUCUGCCGGAAGAUUGUGCGGCGGGACAUUAUCACUGUGCUCGAGGCAGUUGUGUGAAGGAUAGCGCUCUCUGUGAUGGGACCGAUGACUGUGGUGACAAUUCGGAUGAAACAAACUGCAAUACCAGUCAUCACUGCAGCUUUGAGAAUGGCACCUGUGACUGGGAGUCUAAGUGGGAAAGAGUUGAUGGGUUCAACUCCAGACCAGGUCGAGAUCACACAGCCAACAAGAGAUCAGGUUUCUUCUUGCGUGUUCUACAAAACACUACAGAAGCCAGCACACUCACAAGCCCCCCACUGCAAGCAGAUAGCAGCUUGCCAUGCUUUUUUGUGUUUUAUUACCUCUUGGAUGGUUCCAGUUCCAGUUCACUUGUGAUCAGAGACUCCGAUAAUAAUGUUCUGUUACAGAAAAAGGGACACAGGGGACCUGUAUGGCUCAGAGAGAAGAUCAACUUACAGAAUUACACCAAGAAAUUCCAGAUUAUCAUUGAAGGUGUUGCUGGAGGAAUGGAAGGUACUGUGGCUCUUGAUGAUCUUAUACUGUCAUCUGGAUGCAAAGUAAACGUCAGCGAGCUAUUUGAAUCGCCAUUCCUGCCUGCGAAGACUGAGAUUAAUGUGAGGGAAUCCUGCAGCACAGUAGAACUGUUUGAUUUUAAAAAAGGCUUAGAAGGCUGGACAGAUGUCAGCAUUGGACAGCUAAAAUGGGAGGAUUCUAAAGGAGGAGAUAUUGGAUCGGGCCUUAAAGUGAUGAAAGCAGAGGGGAAUUUAAAAACUCAUGCUGAAAUUAACAGCCCUCUGCUCUGCUCCGUUGAACCCUCCUGUGUUCUGAAUAUAACCUAUUACUUUACCAGUGGCCCUGCAGGCUUUCUGAAUCUACGGGGGUGGGAUCGACAGCUGGACAAACACACUCAUAUGUGGCAUGGCACAGGAGAGAGAAGCACAUCAUGGAAUAUUGCUACAAUUCCUCUGGGAGAGUGGAAACAGCCUUUCCAGCUGGUGCUGUCUGGAUCUGUGGACCCCCAACCAGAAGGGAACUGGAUCGCUCUAGUGCAAGAAAUGCGGUUUAUAGGUUGCCAUAAUGCCUCUGUCCCUGCUGACGAACCUGUAACUUGUAACUUUGAGAAGAGUCUGUGUGGCUGGUACCAAGAUCUGACAGAUGAGAUUGACUGGAAGCUGGGAAGCUUAUCAGACCACACUACAGGGCAAGGUCGUUUUAUGUAUGUGGAAGGAGAUUCUCGAGGGGAUCGUGGUAACAUAGCACGCCUUAUAUCUUAUCCACAAUCCAUCCUGAAGGAGUCACAGUGCUUGUCAUUUCACUAUCGGCUGCAUGGCCCAGAUACAGGGACUUUGAACCUAUUCAGUAUAUUUGAUGGAGGAGAAGAGAAGCUGAUCUGGACCAGCACUGGCACCCAUGGAAAUCGCUGGCAUCGAGACUCUGUCACUCUCACUGGCAAGAAAUAUCAGCUGAUCUUUGAAGCGUUGCGUGAUGGAUCUGUGGGCAACAUCGCCAUUGAUGACAUCACUAUCACAUCCAGUGUGUGCCCUGCUCCUACACUUUGCUCUUUUGAAGCUGGAACCUGUGGCUUCUCCUCUGAGGGAACAUACACAUGGAAAUUACAUCAGCACAGCCGCUCUGAAUCCCACAAUGGGCCUUACUUUGAUCACACGCUGCAGACCUUCACAGGACAUUAUAUGGUGAUUGAUACCAGCUCUUCCUCCCUUCCCCAGAAAAAGACUUCAGUUUUGAAAUCCAGUAGCUACAGUGCCCAACCGGAUGAAGCCUGUCUGAACUUCUGGUAUCAGCUAGGAGGAGAAGAGCCAGGAACACUGAAUGUGUAUAUUGAAGAGGAUAAUGGAAAGAAGAAAGUUAAGAGACAGUUACUGAGUAUCAGUGGGAAACGUCAAGAAAGCUGGCACCACAAAAGUCUGGCACUCCAGUCUGAGAGAUCCUGGGUGCUGUUGUUUGAAGCAGUGGGUGCUGGUGGAGGUCGUUCUUAUAUUGCUGUGGAUGAUAUUCACAUAAGACAUCACCGUUGUCAUGAAGCAGUGUCAUGCGACUUUGAAUGGGGAUCGUGUGCUUGGACCAACGUUCGGAUCCCUUUAAUGGACACUUAUGAUUGGGACUGGACAUAUGGAAAAGCUCUAGAAAGACCAAUCUCGGCUCCAGAGAAAGACCACAGUCCUGGCACACCAGAAGGACACUAUGCCUUUGUGGACACUGGUGCAAUGCACACAGAGGGAACCUCAGCCUGGCUGAUCAGUGAGCAUAUGUCGGCUACCAGCGGAUCCUGCUUUAGUUUCUGGUAUCGUACGGACUCCCAGGACCAUAUGCAUCUGGCGGAGCUGGUUUUGUAUAUCACCAGCGCACAGGGGCUGCAGCCAGUGUGGGUCCUGCGUGGCUUCCAGAGCACUGACUGGCAGGAGCAACAGCUACAGCUCAACAGCACUGUGGAGUUCCAGAUUGUAUUUGAGGCGUCCAAGGGUUCUCGUUCUCAAGCUGCCAUCAUGGCACUGGACAAUCUGAAGUACACCCCUGACCUACUCUGUAAUACAGAGCCAAAGCAGAAAGCAGGAAAAAACAAUUCAGGAUCAAUCUUGGCCAUAGUUCUCAGUGUGAUCAUCAUCCUCCUGUUCUUGCUGCUGGUCUUCUUGAUUUACCGGAGAUGGAAGAGAAACCAUGAGGAUGCCCCGACACUGCCAGAACAAGAGGGCCAAAUAGAUGGCUUUGAUAAUGUCUCAUAUGAUCAGUUUCAGAAUGAAGAUGCAGCUUCCACCAUCUCAGGCAGAUGAGUUACAAGGAUAUCCAAUCACAGGAGAGUAAUCCUGGACCUCUGCAGAGCCACCACUCCAACAAGGCUCCUUGCCCAGCAUGGAUAUCAAGUUUGUCCCAGUUAAACUACUGGACAGUGUUAAAUGGAGAAGAAAGUCAUGGCUAUAUUAAAUAGUGAACACAAAUAAAAGUUUUUCAUUUUUU
Rana temporaria (common frog) is the source of this 3784-nucleotide messenger RNA. RefSeq names its product MAM domain containing 4 (gene MAMDC4). The transcript is spliced from 29 exons. Lineage: Eukaryota; Metazoa; Chordata; Amphibia; Anura; Ranidae. Gene Ontology annotation, cellular component: membrane. The record is from RefSeq and is a predicted model, not a curated record. Gene Ontology annotation, molecular function: protein binding. Bases 142 to 3600 code for a protein of 1152 amino acids.